This is a messenger RNA of Phascolarctos cinereus (koala), 585 nucleotides long. The record is from RefSeq and is a predicted model, not a curated record. Lineage: Eukaryota; Metazoa; Chordata; Mammalia; Diprotodontia; Phascolarctidae.
AUGGUGUUUGAGACUACUGUCCACACCUGCACCCUUGGGUGCUCACUGGAGGGGCUCCUGCUGCUGCCCUGGGAGCUCAGUGGCCUCCUCAACUCAAGCUUGUGGAGGGACCUGAAGUAUAGCCAGCAGAACUGCACCCAGGAUGAGCUGGGCUAGGCUGGCCACGCCCCCGAGGGACCCUCCAGCCCCCACCACCCCGCCAACCUGGACUUGGCUCUGGCAGUGUUGCGGAAGGAGAUGCUGUGCUCUCUACACGAGUCCAUCCAAGACUACCUGCACCUGUGCCAAGACAUGAGCCUCUGCCAGGACAUGUCGUCCCUGCACCUGGACGGCUCCUACCUGUGGAGGCCCAUUGAGGCUGGGCUUGAAGCAGCUGGCCAGGGCCUAGCCCAUUCUGCCUCCCCAGACAUAGUGCAAGCAGGCCCAGCUGUCAGUGGACUCACCCCAUCCACCCUGAUGCCCUCUUCUUCCCUGCUGCCCUUCAAGGGCUCCCAGGCAAGCUCAGUUCUCUUGAGGCCACUCACUUGGGCAAGGGAAGAAGCAUCUGAAGGAGCUUCGUCCUUGGCACCUCGGUCAGAUCACUAG